Messenger RNA from Pyrgilauda ruficollis (rufous-necked snowfinch), 1911 nucleotides. RefSeq names its product F-box only protein 6-like. Lineage: Eukaryota; Metazoa; Chordata; Aves; Passeriformes; Passeridae. The transcript has 5 exons. Gene Ontology annotation, biological process: SCF-dependent proteasomal ubiquitin-dependent protein catabolic process; glycoprotein catabolic process. Gene Ontology annotation, cellular component: SCF ubiquitin ligase complex; cytoplasm. The coding region runs from base 175 to 927 and encodes 250 amino acids. The record is from RefSeq and is a predicted model, not a curated record. Gene Ontology annotation, molecular function: protein binding; ubiquitin protein ligase activity.
UGGGCGGAGCCAGGUGGGGCCCGGGCCGGGGCGGCUUACGGCGGGGAGCGGGCCUGGGGCCGGGCGGGCUGGCCGGGAGUCUGUUAGUCACGAGGGGAAACCGCCUUUGCUUCCGGCAGCUCGGCCCGCCGUGCCGGGGAUCUCCCGUCGCCCUCCUGCGGCCCGCGCUCUGCCAUGACAAGCAUCGGAGACCUCCCCGAGGACGUGCUGGUGGAGCUGCUGUCGCUGCUGCCCGCCCGGGACCUGCUCCGCACCUGCCGGCUGGUGUGCUCGCAGUGGCGGUACGUGGUGGACCUGACCACGCUCUGGAAGCGCAAGUGCCAGCGCGACGGGUUUUAUCGUCAGAGCUUGGAGAGAAGCAUCUCUGACUGGAAGACCUUCUAUGUGCUCUGCCACUUGAAGAGAAACUUAAUCAAAAACUCUUGUGCUGAAGAGAACUUCCAGCACUGGAGACUUGAUGACAAUGAAGGAGAUAAGUGGAAAAUUGAGGAUCUGCCUGGAGCUCAUGGAAAUGAUAUGCCAGACCCCAGAGUACACAAAUACUUUGUCACUUCAUAUGGGCCAUGUUUCAAGUCUCAACUCAUUACCCUGGAAAAAGAAGGCUAUUGGAAUCAGCUGAUGGAUGAGAAACGGCCUGAAAUUACAGUCAAGGACUGGUACGCUGCCAGGUUUGACUGCGGGUGCCGCUACGAGCUCACCGUGCAGCUGCUCUCCAAAAACCGCGACGUCCUGGAGGAAUUCCAUCCCGAGCCAGUGGUCAUUGAGCAGUGGAGUGAUGCCAAGUGGAGAGAGAUUUCUCACACCUUCCGGGAUUACCCAGCAGGAGUUCGUUACAUCUGGUUCCAGCAUGGAGGCCAGGACACGCAGUUCUGGGCAGGAUGGUAUGGGGUCCGUGUGACAAACAGCAGCAUCACCAUUGGGAUGUGAAGCACUGUGGAAGGGUUUGCUUUUACCUCAGGACUGUAACCAAGUGGUCCCAGCUGCACUGUCUGCCUGUGCUGUCUGGGUGUGUCCUAGCUUUGUCUUGCAGCUCUUGUUCACAGUAGAACUUCAGCAGGCCCAGCCCUUUGGAAUGGUGUUCUGUCUUCAUCUUCCAUUCUCUUCUACCAUGGAUGCUACUCCAAUUAUUGGUGCCCUUCCAGAGAAGAACUGGGACAAUUAAAUAUGAGAUCUAUCCUUUCUAAUUAAUAUAUUCUUAUGCUAACACACACAGUCUUAAAGACACUUUCUUGUUUAUGGAAUGUAGGAUGGAUAAGGCUAAAAUGCUUAAUUUCAGAUUAUCAAUGCUUUCUACAAGCAGAUUGUUUUGUAUGGUAUUUUCUUUCCUGUUUCAGCUUUAAUAUUCAGUUAGAGAUUUAUGAUCUGCAUCAGACCCUUCAUAGCAUCAGGAAACUGUCACUCCUUGUUCCUAAGUGCUGUGUCACUGUAGUGAAUUCCUUAUCCUUUAAGUGUUUAUGAUCAAAAUGGCACCUACCUUCCUAUCCAAAACAGUCCCUUGGUGUUUGAAUAAACAGGUAGAGAAAGAGGAAGUAAAAAGUCCCUUCAGGCAGCUGCCUAACAACAAAAGUGCCUUUUGAUUGUGCUGGGCUAUUCCCACAUCACCUUUGAUUUAUACUGAGCAGUGUAACCCAGUAUAAAAUGUUAAAGCAGUGCCCAGACUUGAUGUGUUCCUACACUUGUUACUUGGAAGAAGCAGGAGGUGCUGGACAGGCUAGUGUACCAAAUUCUCUGACAAAUAAGCUCAGCUUGUUUGAACUGUGUCUCCCACCUGUACAUACCCAGAACUAAUGUUAAGGCCAUGUUCCAUCUCUUCUGACAGGUGUGGGAUUAUUAGUGCUUUCCUUGCUUAUUCUCAGUUAGGAGUAGGAUACUCAGCAGAUGCCCUUGCUGGACAGACAAAUUCCACAUUGC